CGGCUCGAUGUGAUAAUGGACAACGACUACUCGUCCGGCUUGGAAAACCCUCUGUACAGCGAGCUGAAAUACUUCUGUCGGAAGAUACAGGAGGCCUACAACGAGCUGAAGGAGGACCUGACACCUUACCGAGAUGAUCGAUUUUACAGAUUGGCCCCCAUGCGGCUCUACUCCCUGUCGAAAAGGCAUUUUGUCUUGGUCUUCGUGUUGUUCCUGAUCUGCUUUGCCCUCACAGUCUUUAUUGGAAUUGCAGGUCCUAGGAUUAUUUCUGAGCAAGAACACAACGGUGACCAGUUACUUCUCAAAAACCUCUCAGUUAAGACUGGGCCCUUCAGUCUGGUUUCUCCUCCCCUCACCACCUACAACCAGCAGCUAUGGCUCACCUGUGUGAUGCAGGCUGAACACAGCAAUAUGGAAGACUUCCACCAGCCUUUCGAGAUCACUGUUGAGCUAAAGGGAGUGAUGCAGGAUGCCAGUGUGAUGCACAUCAACAGCGUGCACCAGAAAUCACGAACACUACACUGUGGAGCUAAAUGUGAUGAGAUCAUUGUGCUCCAUCUGGGCUAUCUGAACUACACCCAGUACCAGGUCAUGGUCAGCUUCAAAGGCCUUGAAAAUAUCACAUGUGAAAUUAAAGUCAAGUUUGUGUGGAAAACAUACAACCCCACCUUCUCACAAGUGGAGAUCUGGUUCCGGUUCGUCUUUGUGGUGUUGACAUUCAUGGUGACGUGUAUGUUUGCACACUCACUGAGGAAGUUUUCUAUGAGGGACUGGGGUAUAGAGCAGAAGUGGAUGUCUAUCCUGCUCCCUUUGCUGCUACUCUACAACGAUCCAUUUUUCCCGCUGUCAUUCCUCGUGAACAGCUGGUUUCCAGGGACGUUAGAUGCUUUCUUUCAGGCUCUGUUCCUGUGUGCACUGCUGCUCUUCUGGCUCUGUGUUUAUCAUGGCAUCAGGGUUCAGGGUGAGAGGAAAUGUCUGACGUUCUACCUGCCCAAACUGAUCAUUGUGGGUCUUUUGUGGCUCUCAGCGGUUACACUGGGCAUCUGGCAAACGGUUAAUGAACUCCAAGACCCCACCUAUCAGUACAAAGUGGACAUAGUGAACUUUCAGGGCAUGAAGGUCUUCUUCCUGAUUGUAGUUGCCCUCUACAUCCUCUACCUGAUUUUCCUGGUCGUCAGAGCUUGUUCUGAACUCAAGAACAUGCCUUACUCAGAUCUCCGGCUCAGGUUUUUGACAGCACUCACGUUUGUAGUCCUUGUUAUAAGCAUGGUCAUUCUCUACCUGAGGUUUGGUGCCAAGGCUCUCCAGGACAAUUUUGUCGCUGAACUUUCAACUCAUUACCAAAAUUCAGCUGAAUUUUUAUCAUUCUAUGGCCUCCUCAACUUUUACUUGUACACAUUAGCAUUUGUGUAUUCCCCCUCCAAAAAUGCCCUUUAUGACUCCCAAUUGAAGGAUAAUCCUGCUUUCUCCAUGCUUAAUGACUCAGAUGAUGAAGUAAUAUAUGGGAGUGAUUACGAAGACAUGCCUUUACAAAACGGACGUGCUAUUAAAGCAACCGCCAAGUACCAGGAUGAGAGUGACAGUGACUGAUGGGGAUCUCUUGUGUCCCUGUCGGAAAGUCUGAGAAGACAAUACAACAAACUAUCAUGUGUGAAUAAGGAGUACCUGCAUUGGUAAUACGAAAUGGUAUACUUUAAGUGUACAUAAAUAUAUUUUUAAAAAAAGAUAAGUUCAAUGUCAACUGAAUGUACUGUACUUUUACUGAAAGCUGAGGCAUGAAGCCACUCAAACUAUUUUCUCUCCAUUGUUUGUGCUUUCAGUCUCACUGAAAACAAAGAAAACACACUGAUGUAAAACAAUACAAUUUUUUACCAAUUUGUAAACUUUUUUCUCAUAACCAGCAUUUCUUCACAACAUGAUAGUUAAAAGUAAUGGGGAAAAGUGUCAAUAUUAAUUGGGGUUAAUAAGUGUUAUUGUUUUUUUUUGUGAAAUCAAUGUUUUGUUUUGUUUUAAUGUUUUGCAUUGAACCACUGUUGUCUCUCCAUACUUGCACUGUUGUUUUUGUCAUUCCUUUCGACUCUCUUGACCGUCUGAGAUGAAUGAGAAGAGUCUGGCCAAAGCUGACCGUCAUUAUACUUGUGGUAGAAAUUAAAGGAAGCUUGUGCUGCAGCAGCAGUGAAGUGCAGUACAUGUCUCGCGCUGACAUGCUAGAUGAACGGGGAAUUCAAGUACCAUUGUAGUGUUGGCUGUUAACAAAAUAUGUUUGUCCUCAGACAUCUUUAAAAACUAUAUGGAGGGAGCCUUAUCUGGAGUAGGCACUAUUUAUCUCUUACCAGUUCUUUCAAUUCUUCUCUUGGAAAGAUGCUUUGUAAUUGCACUUGUUUAAGAAUUGUAUUUAUUUUGCCGAAGAUUGAUGACAUUUCAUACUGUAUUAUCUGCCUGCUUGGAUGGAUGGAUUUUGAUGAACUGCAUGGAUUUUACACAACUUUAUGUAAAUGAACUACUGAUCUAUCAUAUUAAACAUUUGUUAUCCCUGCUUAUGCAGUUGUUAUACAAUUGGCCAAAUAUAUUUUGCCUUAUGUAAACAUAUUAUUUUAAGUACUCAUUUUUUCUCCUGUAACUUUCCUUAUAUUGCCUACAGUGUGAGACUUGCUGUCCUUUGUUUUGUUUUCUAAAACUGGAGCUUAUGGACAAAAACAGCCAAAACAAAAGUGCUUCUGUUCUUUACGAAUAACAUCUCAACAUGUAUUCUCAUCGAAAUGGUGCCUUGUCUUUACAUCACUCUGUUUUCUUCUGAACAGGCAGCAGUCUCAAAUUUGUAAAUGCUUUGACAUAAAUGUGCAGUUUGGAUUCUUUCAGUGUGAAUGUAGCUUAUGAUUGUUUAAGGUGGUCAGAUGAGGUUGUUGUGGGUCCUUAUAUGUUGGAGGUUCUUGUAAUUUUUGUUGCUCUGUGAGAUAAAAGCUGUACAUGUAGCACUCAGUCAUGUCACAUGGAAAUAAAACAAAUUAUAUACAGCA
This is a messenger RNA of Chelmon rostratus (copperband butterflyfish), 3017 nucleotides long. It is a transcript of the gene tmem181, whose product is annotated as transmembrane protein 181. NCBI's taxonomy places the organism in Eukaryota, Metazoa, Chordata, Actinopteri, Chaetodontiformes, Chaetodontidae. The record is from RefSeq and is a predicted model, not a curated record. The transcript has 17 exons. Bases 16 to 1590 code for a protein of 524 amino acids. Gene Ontology annotation, molecular function: toxic substance binding.